Linum tenue is the source of this 711-nucleotide messenger RNA. Lineage: Eukaryota; Viridiplantae; Streptophyta; Magnoliopsida; Malpighiales; Linaceae. The record is from the annotation of a GenBank genome assembly.
CCACCAACAACAACAACCACCACCGCCGCCGGGCGGCGGCACACCAAUCACCACCACCGCCACCGCCCCGUCGUCGCCCCCGGCGGGAGUGCAGCUGAGCAGGUACGAGAACCAGAAGAGGAGGGACUGGAACACGUUCGGGCAGUACCUACGCAACCACCGCCCGCCGCUCUCCCUCCCCCGGUGCAGCGGCGCCCACGUGCUGGAGUUCCUCCGGUACCUGGACCAGUUCGGGAAGACCAAAGUCCACACCCCUAUCUGCCCCUUCUACGGCCACCCCACCCCGCCGGCGCCCUGCCCCUGCCCUCUCCGCCAGGCGUGGGGAUCCCUCGACGCCCUCAUCGGCCGCCUCCGCGCCGCCUUCGAGGAGAACGGCGGCAAGCCCGAGUCCAACCCCUUCGGUGCCCGCGCCGUCAGGCUCUACCUCAGGGAGGUCCGCGACCACCAGUCCAAGGCCAGAGGGGUCAGCUACGAGAAGAAGAAGCGCAAGCGCCCCCCCGCCCAACACCACCCGCAUUUGCCGCCGCAACUUCCGCCGCCGCCGCCGCAGCAGCACCACCACCACUGAAACGUUAUUCAUGUGAUGCAAACGUAUCCUUCUGCUCAUCAUCCACCUGGUGCAACUUAGUUCAGAAUGGUUUGUUACAUAUAUAUAUAUUACCACCGCUCGUAAUGUUGGUGAUAAUAAUCAAAAAAAUUGUACCUGUUUGA